Messenger RNA from Diaporthe batatas, 1029 nucleotides. RefSeq lists its product as uncharacterized. The coding region runs from base 1 to 1029 and encodes 342 amino acids. The record is from RefSeq and is a predicted model, not a curated record. Gene Ontology annotation, molecular function: FAD binding. NCBI's taxonomy places the organism in Eukaryota, Fungi, Ascomycota, Sordariomycetes, Diaporthales, Diaporthaceae. The transcript has 2 exons.
AUGAAGAAGAAUGCGGCAGAUAAAGCGCGGAUCCAUACGGGCAAAAAGGUGAUCGGAGUCACGAUUAAUAAAGACAAUAUUGAAGUUUUCUGUGGAGAUGGGACUACGUUUUGUGGAUCCGUGGUUAUCGGGGCGGAUGGCGUCCACAGCAAGGUCCGCCAGAGCAUGCGUAAUCUCGCCAUCGAAUGUUCUGAACGGAAGUUCAACGUGGAGAAGCCAUACCUGUCCGAGUACAAGGUCCUCUGGUGUACCUUUCCCCGGCAGCCAUGCAACGAACCAGGCGAUACCGUCGAGAUCCAUGGCAGAGAUGUCUCACUCCAAUGCAUCAACAGCCAGAAGAGGUCUUGGCUAUUCAUCUACGAGAAGCUGGCCGCGCCGACAAGAGAUUGUGUCUCUUACUCGCAGCAAGACGUUGAGGAGUUCGCAACCCGGCAUGGCGAGCUCGCAGUCUGCGAGCAUCUCAAGGUCAAGGACGUGUUCCCCAAGUGCCACACGGCAGGAAUGAGCAACCUCGAAGAAGGCAUCGUGGAGCACUGGAGCUGGGGCCGGAUGGUGCUCGUCGGGGAUGCGUGCCACAAGUUCACCCCGAAUCAGGGUCUAGGGUACAACAACGGCAUACAAGACCUGGUUGCACUCGUCAACGAGCUCAAUAGGACCCUGUCGGAUGAGCAUCGGUCUGGCGGCGCGGCCCUGUCUCUUGACUCCCUGACCCGUGUUUUCAGUCGAUACCAGGCUGCUCGUAUGGAGCUUCUCCAGAACGAUAUGAAGUCAUCGGCUUCCUGGACGCGCAUGUCGGCCUGGCGGAAUUGCAUCCUGCAUCUCCUGGACCGGUACGUGCUGCCCGCGGUACCCAAGAUGGAUGAGUUCGCAAUCACGCAUAUGGUUUCGGGGCCUGUUAGCAGGAUGCUUGUUCUGGAUUUCAUCGAGAGUGAAGAGCCAUUCCGAGGCACAGUCGGUUGGAAACAUUCAAUGAAAGUCCCGAAGCCAACUAAGGAAGAAAUAUCUGUAUCUUCAUGGGACUCGAGCUGA